Coregonus sp. 'balchen' is the source of this 2449-nucleotide messenger RNA. Lineage: Eukaryota; Metazoa; Chordata; Actinopteri; Salmoniformes; Salmonidae. The record is from the annotation of a GenBank genome assembly.
AUGCUGCUACAUCAGCCCCUCUCCUUUCACCUCAGAGCUUCAUCCAGGAGACGCUCAUAUCUCUCCUCCAGCAUUGAGACAUCAUCAUGUCAGUUUUUCAUAUUUUUGAGUCAGUCAUCAUGAUCAGAGUUUUCAUCACGUUCACACUCUCAUUGUUCUGGCUCACGGGUAAAAAAUAACAUGCCUGUAGAAUGUCUGUUAAUACCGAAAACACUCUCUGCUAAUAGUCUUGUGUCUGAUGAAUCAGUCUGUUUAAAUAUUCAUCUCUUGUUUUCUUCACAGGACGUUCUCUCGGCAGUAAAGUCAUCCAGGUUCCCUCAGCACUAUUGGGAAGUCCCAACAUUACAGAGAUACUCAAAUGCAACCAUAGUAUUAGUGCAUACAAUACUAUAUUGUGGUACCAGCAAUCAAUAGCUGAUACUAAUCUGAAACUGAUUGGAUAUGUGUUUUAUAAGAACCCAACAGUUGAAGAUCAAUUUAAAGAGCACGUUGAAAUCCGUGGAGAUGGAGAGAAAGAGGCUUCCCUUCAUCUACUGAGUCUGAGAGCACCUGAAGACAGUGCAGUUUAUUACUGUGCUGCCAGCAAAACACAGUGAUGUAGAGCACCUCCUCUCCUCUACAAAAACCCUCUGAUCCUUUACUCCAUAACUGUAGUGUACAUCAACACCUGCUGUAAACCGCUAUAGAUAUCCUGGGCACAUGGAGGAAGUUGAUAUUAAAACCUUUGAUCGUACCCAAUAAUGUGGUUGAAGUUGUUGCAUUAAAGAAGCGGUUCGGGUAUUUCCUUCAAAUUACAGCUUAUUUCUAGUCUGAUUAGUGUAGAAUAGAAAAUAGAAAAUCUUAAGACUAAAGCUUACAGUGACGUCGUUACCGGUAUGUUCCACAAUACACCUUUAAGUUGAACAGGAGAACAAUGCAUCUGUUUGAAUAUCAAUGUACAUUUUUUUUACAUUUUAGUCAUUUAGCAGACGCUCUUAUCCAGAGCGACUUACAGUUAGUUAGUGAGUGCAUACAUUAUUUUUUUCCAUACUGGCCCCCCGUGGGAAUCGAACCUACAACCCUGGCGUUGCAAACGCUAUGCUCUACCAACUGAGCUACAUCCCUGCCGGCCAUACCCUCCCCUACCCUGGGCCAAUUGUGCGCCGCCCCAUGGGUCUCCCGGUCAUGGCCAGCUACGACAGAGCCUGGAUUCAAACCAGGAUCUCUAGUGGCACAGCUAGCACUGCGAUGCAGUGUCUUAGACCGCUGCGCCAAUCGGGAGAAUGUACAUCAUGAUGUCAUUUCCUUUCCCUCUGGCAGCUCAGUUCUGCUCAUCUCUAUUGAAUGAUUCUCUUUUCACCCCUCUGGGCCCUGGUCAAAAGUAGUGCACUAUAUAGGGAAUAGGGUGCCAUUCUCUGGUCUAAAGUAGUGCACUAUAUAGGGAAUAGGGUGCCAUUCUCUGGUCUAAAGUAGUGCACUAUAUAGGGAAUAGGGUGCCAUUCUCUGGUCUAAAGUAGUGCACUAUAUAGGGAAUAGGGUGCCAUUCUCUGGUCUAAAGUAGUGCACUAUAUAGGGAAUAGGGUGCCAUUCUCUGGUCUAAAGUAGUGCACUAUAUAGGGAAUAGGGUGCCAUUCUCUGGUCUAAAGUAGUGCACUAUAUAGGGAAUAGGGUGCCAUUCUCUGGUCUAAAGUAGUGCACUAUAUAGGGAAUAGGGUGCCAUUCUCUGGUCUAAAGUAGUGCACUAUAUAGGGAAUAGGGUGCCAUUUGGGAUGCAACCAAUACAUUUGACACUCCCACUAGCUGACAACACAUCUCUGAAAACCUUUUCUCCUUGUCCAUGUGACACUCAUCUCUCCAGAACCAUCAACAUGAUCAAGCUUCUCAUACAUGUCGCAAUUCUACUGUGGGUGACAGGUACUAAAUCACUGUUAUGCAUGAAAGAUAUUUACAACCGAAAUGUAUUGCUGUCAAUAUGUUGAGUAAUACUGUCGAUUUUAGUUGUUCCGUUUUUUCAUCCACAGGGAUGUCACAAACAGACGAAGUCCAGCAGACUCCUACAGCAAUAAUAAAACGACCUGAAGAAAACGUUCAACUGAACUGCAGCCAUACUAUUCAAAACUACAACACUAUACUGUGGUACCAGCAGUCAGCACAAAACACUGCUCUGAAACUCAUUGGGUAUGUGCUACUCACCAAUCCAACCGUGGAAGAUUCCUUUAAAGAGCGUUUUACUGUGAGUGGAGAUGGUGCAAUUCGGAAAAUGGCGCAUCUACAUAUUCCCAAACUGAGAGGAACUGAAGACAGUGCAGUGUAUUUCUGUGCUGCUAGUUAUGCACAGUGUUUCACUAUACCCUCUCUCCUCUACAAAAACCCUUCUCUGAUCCUCUCAUAUAAUACUGACUACAGCUCUGUACACCUGCACCUGUCUUCAACAACACUUUGCUAUGAACCAUUGGACAUCAAACAGACG